CGGGGUCGUGCGGCGCUGCCUCGUCCCACGGGCAGCACCCGCCGAUCAUGUUCAGCAGGACGAUGGCGAGCGCCCACAGAUCGCCGGCCGUGUGAUCGAAGGUCGUCGGUGUCCACUCGGGCGAAAGAGCCUCUGUCGCUGUCAUCAGCAUGUGCGCGAGUGUUGCAGUGGAUCGACUGGCCAGGUGGGAUGUAAGCCUGCGUGCCGCCGACAUUCCACGCCGGGACCUCGUUGUCGACCGCGAGUCCAAAGUCGCAGAUCUUGGCAGCCAGCCCGUCGCUCGAGCACAGGAUGUUCUCCGGCUUCAGAUCCCGGUGCGCGAUGCCCUGCGCGUGGAUCGCCUGGACGCCGUCGAGGAUCUGCAGGAACACCGUCUUCAGCGCCGCCUCCCCGAAACGGUACACC
Molecule: messenger RNA, 405 nt
Organism: Mycena citricolor
Lineage: Eukaryota; Fungi; Basidiomycota; Agaricomycetes; Agaricales; Mycenaceae
Source: the annotation of a GenBank genome assembly